AUGGUGCACGCCCUAAAUGGACAUUGCCCGGUCCCGUUCUUGCAGGAGACGCUAUUCCCCACCGUCGGGGGAUUUAUCGAUGGCCGCUACUGCAAGCAGGUGACUCUCGGCAACAGCACUUAUUCCUGUUGCUUGCCAUGUCCUCUCGCCGAGUGGAGAUAUGACACUGACUUGGCCGAUAAAAUCAGCGUCACGAGUUGGAUCAGCGUCGCCAUUCUCCCUCUUUGUAUCUUUUUGCUGGUUUCCUACGCUGUACUACCUGCCAAAUGGACGCACCGCCAUUAUUUGAGCAUUUGCUUUACGCUGGGCAUUUGUUGCAUGGAGCUCGCCUUCAUCAUUCCCCUCGGCGCCAAACCAGACCAAUGCUAUAAUUCAAUCACCCCCAAUGACAUGCGCUCCGAUCUUUCCUGCGCCUUUUCUGGAUCCUUGUUGUUAUUCGGAGGCUGGGUAGUGGUAAUAUGGAGUUUCAUCCGUACACUCGCCUUCCACCUGCAAGUAUGCUGGGAAAGAGUCCUAGGACUGAAGUUCAUGUGGACAGCCCUUGUCUGUGGAUUCGGAAUCCCAGCAAUUGGACUGACAAUUAUGCUGGUCCUAACUGGAGUAUCGUUCCGAUUCGGCAAUGUCUGCCACAUCAACGUAACCAACGGACUCUACGACUACUGGAUCCCAAUCAUGAUCAUCGCCGCCGCAUCUCUCUUCCUCCAACUAUCAACAAUGAUCUACUGCACUCAUAUCUACCUCCGCUCUCUUUUCGACAAAUCGGCCUCAACAUCAGGCAGCUCCGGCGCAAACCUUCCCUCCUACUCAGCCAGCAUCGGCACCGUAACAGCCCGACAGGCCUACCGGCGCGUACGCCGCGUCCUUAAACUCCAAUGGCGCGGCAUCGCCCUCACAUCAAUCAUCCUCGGCAACGUCAUCUUCUUCGCAGUCAUCUUCAUCGGCCUCGAUAAUGCCGUCGCGCCAACGGCAGAAAACGUCAAAAUCGCAGGCCCCUGGCUAAUGUGCCUCGCCGAAACCGGCGAUAAGAAUCUCUGCGGCGAAUACGCCGCAGCCAUCGGCCCCAACGAAGCAACCUUACUAGCAGUCGUGUUCCUGCUCUCCCUCGUCGGCUUCUGGAACUUCAUCCUCUUCGCCCGUCCAUCCAUGUUCGCCGGCUGGCUGGAUCUUUUCCACCGCAAAGUGACACACCGCAACGAGUUUGUCUCUGUGGAUGCAAACACCCGCUUCGCUGACAACAAGGGCUUCGAAAUGCUGACUACAUCUGUGAAAUCACCCGAUACGUUCAUGCGAUCGCCAAGCCCGUCCCGAAUAGGCAAGCCUGACCGCAGCGCUUUCAUGCGCUCACCGAGCCCUACACAAAUGGGAAGUAACGCUCCCAUGCCCUCGAGCCCUACACAGACUGGAUACGGCCGCAGUCCGAUCAGCCCCAGCCCCAGCUCCGAGCGCAAUAUGCAUGUCGCUCGCGAGGCCCGCUAUGUGCGUCCCUCGUUGAGCUUUUCCGGGCCUAGGCCACCUAGUGCGCGCGAGUGGGAUCCCAAGUCUUCGUUUGCGCCUGCGUACGGGCAAGACCGAGUGUAA
This is a messenger RNA of Penicillium roqueforti, 1578 nucleotides long. It is a transcript of the gene gprM, whose product is annotated as protein gprM. The record is from RefSeq and is a predicted model, not a curated record. The transcript has 3 exons. Bases 1 to 1578 code for a protein of 525 amino acids. Lineage: Eukaryota; Fungi; Ascomycota; Eurotiomycetes; Eurotiales; Aspergillaceae.